UACAACUGAAGCCUCCAUAUUUUCGUUUAAUAUUCAGAUACCACCAUCACUGGACCCCAUUACGUUCAAUCACAAUACACUGCUUUGUGCUACGCUUGUUCCUUCUCCAGUAACAUCAUUAUCAUCCAUCAAAAGAUUAGCUUUUUAGAUUACCAUACCAAACGCUGUAAAAUUCACCUAGCAACGCAUACAGAGAAGACUCCAACACCAGCAGAAGAGAACACCUGACUCACAACAGCCACAUCACACGCUUCCCACAUAGUACAGUUCUUAACUUAUUAUCCAAAGGCUCUGAAACCACAACCAUGGAAAGAAAAGGUGUCCUCAAAAUAAAUAAAAGCCUAUCAGCCGUAGAAUUUAUCACAGACGAGGAAGCAACAUAAUAGAACGAGAAACAAUAUUGUCUUUGUGGGGUUCAGGAAACUGCCCCCGACAUGGACAUUCAUUUAACUAGGUUACCGACAUGGAACCUUUUUUUUUUUUUUUUUGGGGUGAGAGAUAUGGUACUUCUUUCAAACCUAUGUUCCAAAGCAAGCAGGUGGAAAGAGAGGGAGGGGAAUAUUCCCACUUUUCUCACCCUAGAAAUUCUUCAGUAAUUCGGCAAAUAUUGGAUGCAAAUCCACACUGUUCAAGUACAGGGUUUGGCAACCAAUGAACCGAUUAUAUACUUGGAUUGAACUAGACUGGCCUGAACAUGAUUCGAUUCCGUUCGAUUCUCAAACUCAAGAUUUUUACUAGUUUUAAUUCCAUGAAUUCUCUAAAACACAAAGGAAAAGGGACCAGACUGAAUCCAAUGUGCUUUCACUGGCAUUAUAGUCCUUGUUUCCCUUUAUUAUCGAUCUAAGUUCGAUCCAGGACUGGACUACACAAUAGACAUCCCAUCUUGGGGUGAAAGACGUAGUCUUCUUUUCUUGUGCUCUGUAAGCUUUAUCUACCUAUCAAAGUAAGAAGGGGGAUUCAAUAACACAAUGGUUAAAACAAGCUAAUCACCCAUCUAAUGACACUUGACAAGCUACUUAGUAUUUUGCCAAAUUUAUUUAGAGCACUAAUAUUUCUUCAUGCAAAGAAUAUCCUUGUCCACAGAAGAACUCUCCACUCUUUCACAGCUGUUAGCAUGAUAAUUAUGCAGGAUUGCUAGCUCCAAGUCAACUUCACUGAAGUGAAAUUCUUAAGGUGAAUACUGAACGGCCGACGCGGUUGGAUGGUUCAAAUGUUUCCUCCUUUCAAACUAGAGCCCACCAAUGCUUUUCUUUUCUUAGAAGAGAAGAUUUUAUUGGAAGAUAUUGGUUUUGCACAAGAAAUGGAGCCCCAAAAGAUCCCACAAACAGCAAGCAUAAGUAUCUCCUAAAGAUGGCAAAAACUAGAGCCCACCAAUCUUGUACUACUCAAAGUAUGAGAGCCUAGUUUUCCUCUAUAAGAAGAGUACACCCACCCUCCAUUCAUUCCCACAAUCCUUCAUUUCCCUCCCACAACUGAAAAGAAACAUGGCACUAUUACUACGCUCUUCAACAUCCUUCAUCAAUCAAACCAAGACCAGAUCCCUCAAAGCACCCAACAACAUCGCAGGCUCGAUCUGCUAUGCAGAUAUUAAGCCUACACGAAGCCUGAGGGCCAAGAGUUCGAUGCAAGCAACGCAGCUCUGGGAAGAACACAGCCUAGAGAAGUUGGAGCAACUGCAUCCAUCAACAAGGCCUCAUGACAGCAACGGCUCCAAGGUGCCCGUAUUUGUGAUGCUCCCACUCGACACCGUGACACUCGAGGGGCAUCUGAACAGACCUCGAGCGAUGAAGGCCAGCUUAAUGGCCUUAAAGAAAGGAGGAGUCGAAGGGGUGAUGGUGGACGCAUGGUGGGGUUUGGUGGAGAAAAAUGAACCUCUAAUGUACAACUGGGAAGGAUAUGCUGAACUUGUGCAGAUGGUGAAACAGCAUGGGCUAAAGAUUCAAGUGGUUAUGUCCUUUCAUCAGUGUGGAGGAAACGUCGGAGAUUCUUGCAGCAUUCCCCUACCUCCUUGGGUGCUUGAAGAGAUAAGCAGGAACCCGGACCUUGUCUACACCGACAGAGCAGGCCGCAGGAAUCCCGAGUACAUCUCCUUGGGAUGUGACUCCUUGGCUGUGUUAAGGGGUAGAACACCAAUACAAGUCUACACAGAUUACAUGAGAAGCUUCCGCAACAGAUUCAGAAAUGACAUUGGAGGAGUUAUUGUGGAAAUCCAAGUAGGAAUGGGCCCGUGUGGAGAGCUGAGAUACCCAGCAUAUCCAGAAAGCAACGGCACAUGGAAGUUUCCGGGAAUAGGGGAAUUUCAAUGCUACGACAAGUAUAUGCGAGCCUCACUGAAAGCAUCAGCUGAAGAACUAGGAAACCAGGCCUGGGGGCAGGAUGGACCCCAUGAUUCUGGCGGCUACAAUCAAUUUCCUGAAGAUACCGAGUUCUUCAGGAGGGACGGGACAUGGAACUCAGAAUAUGGGCAGUUCUUCCUAGAGUGGUACUCUGACAAGCUACUACAGCAUGGAGACAACAUCCUGGCAGCUGCUGAAGUGAUAUUCAAAGGAACUGGAGCAAAACUAUCAGGAAAAGUUGCUGGAAUCCAUUGGCAUUACAGAACAAGGUCUCACGCAGCCGAACUUACAGCAGGAUACUACAAUACCAGAAACCAUGACGGUUACCAACUAAUAGCACAAAUGUUCAGCAAACAUGGAGUUGCACUCAACUUCACAUGCAUGGAAAUGAGAGAUGGUGAGCAGCCAGAAAAUGCAAACUGCUCUCCAGAAGGAUUAGUCCACCAAGUAAAGAUGGCAACAAAGGCAGCAGGCACAGAGCUUGCCGGUGAGAAUGCAUUGGAGAGGUAUGAUCAAGCUGCAUUUGGACAAGUUUUGGCAACGGGUACAGCGGCAGCAGGCAGUGGAUUGAGUGCAUUUACUUACCUAAGAUUGAAUAAGAGGUUGUUCGAAGAAGACAACUGGCGCCACAUGGUGGAGUUCGUAAAAGGCAUGUCUGAAGGUGGCCGGAUCAGGCGAUUGCCGGAGUCUGACACCCUAAGAAGUGACCUCUACAUUGGUCUUGUCAAGGACAGGAGUCUCAGGAGAACGAAGGAGAUUCUCCUUGUAUAAUUGGUCCAUUUUCUGUGUCCCAAUUCCCAAAACCGUGUAGCUUACCUUAGUCUAUAGAAAUAAAAACUAUGAUACUUG
Molecule: messenger RNA, 3185 nt
Organism: Linum trigynum
Lineage: Eukaryota; Viridiplantae; Streptophyta; Magnoliopsida; Malpighiales; Linaceae
Source: the annotation of a GenBank genome assembly